AUGGCUGCAAGCUUAGGCGCAACCUCGUUAGGUGAAGUACACCAUGAAAGGCUGGAUGAGCUUCUGCAUGAUUUGGCAAAUGUUUGCCCUGCCAGUGAAGACUGUCAAAGACCUUCACUCGGGAUCCCAGUUCUCGAUGCGCUAGUCGAAGUCUUCAUGCUGAAGACUAUGGGCCCUGUUCCUCAUCACCAGGAUCAAGAUCAUGAUAUACCCCCGGGAUCGCUGCAAGCGGAAGAACGAGAGCAACUUCUUCCUGAGGACGAGGAGAUGCUCUUUACCGACGAGUUCGGAGAUGCCGCACUUGAUGAACAAAUAGCCCAGCACAAUCUCUUCUUCGACUCGGCCUAUAGGACCAAACGGCCAAUUCCGACCGUUGAGAUAUCUAGCAAUCUUUCGGGUGCUGGAAAAUCACAGUUACUCUAUUACAUGACAGCGCUUGCAGUUUUGCCUCGGCAGUAUGGCAAUAUCCUCAUCGGCGGACAGGAUUCGGCUGUGGUGUUCAUUGAUGCCGAUGAUCGUUUUGAUGUUCACAGGCUACGGGUGGUAGCUCGAGGGAUUGUACAGCAGGCACAUGAUUCAAUUGUUUCUGAGAAGACAGAAGGUAGAGGGGUGUCCGAUGAUGACUUCGAAGAUUUGCUCUCUUCUGCACUCAAGCAUGUCCAUAUUUUUCGUCCUCAAUCGUCAUCGGCACUCCUCGCCACACUUGCCACGCUGGAUGCAUACCUUUAUGCUAUCUCUCGGCAUUACUCUGCGUCAUGUCCGCUACAGAUGAUUGCCAUUGACAGUGCUACGGCGUUCUUAUGGCAAGACAAAUUGCGUGAUAGUUUUGCUCGGACAGAGGAUUUAGGACGCUCUCGAGAGGAAAACGAUGAACUGCGCGAGCUGAAGCAGAGCUUUCAUUUCGUCGAUCUUUAUACUGAGAUAGUCAAGGAGCUGAAGCGUCUACAGGCCCGGUUUGGAUGCACCGUCGUCUACACAACGACCGUAUCUGCCUUCAGGCCGAACAAGGCCAACGGCGGAAAUGGUCCCUUGCGCCCUUACGACCAAUCUCCAUCUCGGACCCCGGCUCUCCCACCUGCUCUCCCGGCCCCUUGGGGAGAAUUUCCACUUCUACGUCUGGUAGUCCAGCGAGAUGCUACUCGUUCGUUCCCGCCUUCAAUGAGUGCGCACGAUGCAAGGAAAGAUGCGCCUAUGCGGCAAAAUGCAGUUCGCCAGGGCAAGUUCUCGGCCUAUGUCAAUGCCUGGAGACAAGAGGAGUGGCCUCGUCGGGUAGUAGAAGGUCUCAGAGCCUAUGAUGAUGGAAGCUUUCCCUUUUAUGUCCGAGGGCAUGGAAUCCAUGUCCCUCUGCCUGGGGCAUGA
Molecule: messenger RNA, 1359 nt
Organism: Penicillium odoratum
Lineage: Eukaryota; Fungi; Ascomycota; Eurotiomycetes; Eurotiales; Aspergillaceae
Product: putative Rad51 family DNA repair protein
Exons: 2
Coding region: 1-1359 (452 amino acids)
Biological process (GO): double-strand break repair via homologous recombination; DNA strand invasion
Cellular component (GO): centrosome; Rad51B-Rad51C-Rad51D-XRCC2 complex; replication fork
Molecular function (GO): four-way junction DNA binding
Source: RefSeq, a predicted model, not a curated record